AUGAAUCUUCUAGCAAGACUCGGCAUCGCCGCGGCUAUUCUCUCAAACUUAGUGGUUGCCUACACGAUCUUGCCGACGACUGACGCCUCGGGGGCAAACACAUAUGACCUAGACGAGCGCAACUUUGAAUUACAGGGCCCUUACAACAAGCCAGAUGUUCACGAUCCCGGCUUCGACGUCGCAGCCGAGCUGCUAAAGGUUCUUCCGGUACACCAGCCUACGAAUAUCAGCGCGUGGGAAGUGGGUGUGCUGCCAUCCAACUGCUUAAAGUACUUUGGGUCAAACGGACGUCAGGUCCAAAAACAUGAUUUCACGGUUUAUAAUUCGGACACCAGCAUAGAGAAGAUGACGACCGCCUUUGGAAGGUUACCUAUUGGGAUGCGAGAACAUGUGAGAACGGUUGCCGCCCUUCCACACCCACCUCCAGGCGAGCGCGCAGCCGCCUUCAGUACAGACGGUGACAUUGCCGUGCGGCCGCGCUACUGGGACAUGCACACGCUGUCGCACGAGGCGUCGCACAUCAUCGACUCGAAGCUGCCGACGGCGCAGGGCCACAACCCAUACACCGGACGGCCGGGGGCGCUGGCGCGGCGCUAUGGUUGGCGUCCGGCACCGAAGCCUUCUGCUGCUGCUGCUGCUGCUACUACUGCACAACCACACCUCCCCGGCGCGGUGCGGAAAUACUCGGAUUCGAUGCGGUGGCGCGGCGCCGAGGAGGAGGACGAGCGCGUGGUGUCGCGAUAUGCGCUCACCAGCUGGGCGGAGCACUUUGCCGAGACGGCGGGCGUCGCCCUGCUGGAGGUGUUUGGGGGCGUGGGCACCGUCGACCGCCUCAGCCCUGCGGCGGGCAGAGGGUUGAAGAGACAGGUCGGGAUAUGGGUCAAGGACUGGGGUCGGGUGGUCAGGGGAGGACCCGAGACGUGUGAGGAGCACGUGAGGACGGCGCAGGCUGACUUGGUUGUUGUAGGGUAG
This is a messenger RNA of Pyricularia grisea, 972 nucleotides long. RefSeq lists its product as uncharacterized. Lineage: Eukaryota; Fungi; Ascomycota; Sordariomycetes; Magnaporthales; Pyriculariaceae. The transcript is spliced from 3 exons. Bases 1 to 972 code for a protein of 323 amino acids. The record is from RefSeq and is a predicted model, not a curated record.